GCUCCACCACUCCAGUCCUCAACCUUCUUCCUCCCCUCCUCUCUCUCCCUCCUCUUCUCCAUGGAUAUCAGCUUCUCGCCCAGAUCUCAAACCCUAAUUUCAUGCCUCUCCCUUCUCUCCACCACCACGUCCUCCUCCUCCUUCGUUCACCUCCCUCUCCCCAGCUCCAUCAUCCGAAAGGAAUUUCCCGGGUGCGGGAGCCAGCGGAGGCCUUCGGGCCUCCGAUCUCGAAAGAGAUGCAGGAAAUUAGGGUUCCAAUUUCAGUCUCCUAGGUGCCUCAUCCAGGACUCUCUGGGCGAGAAUUCCGUUCUUGUGGCCGCUGCCGCAGUUGCCACCUUCGCGGCGGCCCUCCAAGUGAUGUAUAGCAGACAGAGGCGUGAAUCUUCCCAGUUUGCAAUUCAUGAAGUCCCUGAUGUUAUGGUGAAUGUUGGACUCAGUGAAAGCCAUCAUGCAGAGCCCAUAAUGUACAAAGAAAAUAGUACACUUGCGAGAGAUCAAGCAAAUGUGUCUCCUGAGAUCUGUGCUUCUGACAUAAAGGAUGCUCAACUGUUAAAACUUCAAGAAAUAUUCAGCAAUACAUUAAGCAAUGAAGUGCAGCCAGCCUCUAAACUUCCUGCUUUCAUUCUUACAGACAAUGCAUCAGCUAAAACAACUGGAACUGAAGAGUUUGAAUGUUCAUCUUCUGAGGUUCACAAAAUUGAUGCAUUAGAGAAAGAUGAUUCUGGAAAGAAAUUGCCAGAUUUGCUGCCUGGAAAACAAAGGCAAGCUGUAGGAGUCUCUGAUGCACCUGAUAUAAUAGUUGAACCUACAUUUAGAUUUUGUUCUAGUGUCCUAGUGGAGAAGAAACAAGCAGAAAUCAAUCAAGACAUUGAGCUAGACUGCAUUGUAGCGAAAGGCAGUGAACUUCGUCCCUCAAGCUGUAAUGGUCUCAUGAAACAAGAUGCCAAAGCAGUUUAUGCUUACAAUAAAGAAAUGCCUGAGGUGAGGUCUAUAUCAUGCUUCGAAAGUUUGAGUGCAGGACCUCUUCAUCUCAUUCUUCAAGAUAACAAUAGCUCUUACUCUCGAUUAAGGCAUGCAGUGAAGUUUGGAGGCAUCCAUGCAAAAAUCUCUCCUCUUUCAGCAGAAGGACAAAAGCCUAGUGCAUGCUUCAACGAAGGCCGUACUAGUAAAGGAGAAAAAAUAGGCAAACACCAUGGAUUCACAAGGGAUAUGGGAAGAAGUCUCAGACAUGGAAAUGAAGAUAAUGCAAAUUUGUCUGGAUUUCCUGAGCCAAAUGGGAAUCUUGUAAAAGGCGCAAAUUAUCCAUCGGGUUAUUUAAGAGCCUAUGAUCGUUUGUUGAGAGAUGGAAGCAGGUUGAGAGAUUGUGUAGACUUGCUGGAAAGUAUGGAAAGAAAGGGAUUGUUGGAUAUGGACAAGGUGAUUCCUUUGUCCUGUAUUUUAUCUCCAGUGUGUUUGCUUAUUGACUUUUGUCAAUUUUUUCAGGUCCAUCAUACCAGCUUUUUGAAGGCCUGUAAGAGUCAGAAAGCUGUAAAAGAGGCAUUUCGUUUUUGUAAAUUAAUUAGGAAUCCAUCAAUGAGCACCUUUAACAUGCUCUUAUCUGUAUGUGCAAGCUCACAAGAUUUUGAUGGAGCUUUCCAGGUUAUGCUGUUAAUAAAAGAUGCUGGGCUAAAGCCUGAUUGUAAACUUUACACCACACUGAUAUCAACCUGUGCUAAAAGUGGAAAAGUCGAUGCCAUGUUUGAAAUUUUCCAUGAAAUGGUGAAUGCUGGAAUCGAGCCAAAUGUCAACACAUACGGUGCACUUAUAGAUGGUUGUGCCAGAGCUGGACAAGUGGCAAAAGCAUUUGGUGCUUAUGGAAUUAUGAGAUCCAAGAAAGUGCAGCCUGAUCGAGUUGUAUUCAAUGCCCUGAUCACUGCAUGUGGUGAGUCAGGAGCAGUUGAUCGUGCAUUUGAUGUUUUAGCAGAGAUGAGAGCAGAGCCUAAACCAAUAGAUCCUGAUCAUGUGACUAUUGGUGCUCUGAUGAAGACAUGCAUUCAAGCCAAUCAGGUUGAUCGGGCUCAUGAAGUGUACAAAAUGCUUCACGAGUAUAAUAUAAAAGGCACGCCAGAAGUUUACACAAUUGCUGUCAAGAGUUGUAGCCAGACAUGUGAUUUGGAAUUUGCACUUAGAAUAUACGAUGAUAUGGAAAGGAACGGCGUGGUGCCUGAUGAGAUGUUCCUUAGCACCCUAAUAGAUGUUGCUGGGCAUGCUGGGAAGGUUGAUGCAGCUUUUAGAAUCUUGCAGGAUGCAAAAAACAAAGGACUACAAGUUGGACAUGUUUCAUAUAGCUCCUUGAUGGGGGCCUGUUGCAAUGCAAAAAACUGGCAGAAGGCACUGGAGCUAUAUGAGGAGAUUAAGGCAAUCAAAUUGCUUCCAACAGUUUCGAUGCUGAAUGCUCUGAUCACCUCCUUAUGUGAUGGUGACCAAAUUUUGAAGUCCGUUGAAGUUCUUGAUGAAGUGAAAAAAUUAGGCGUGUGCCCAAAUGUCAUCACAUAUUCGGUCCUCAUAGUAGAAUGUGAAAAGGCUGGUGAAGCAGAAUUGGGUUUUACACUCCUUGGACAAGCCAAAACGGAUGGUAUUCUCCCUAAUCUCAUAAUGUGUCGCUGCCUGACUGGUUUGUGCCUACGUAGUUUUGAGAAGGCCUGUUCAGGUGGUGAGCCUAUUGUGGCUUUCAACUAUGGAAGACCACAAAUUGACAAUAAAUGGACGUCAUUAGCAAUAAAGGUCUACCGUGAAACAAUUUCAGCUGGUGUAAAACCCACAAUUGAGGUUUUCUCUCAAGUUUUGGGAUGCUUGCAGUUUCCUCGUGAUUCUUCAUUUAGAAAAAAGAUUAUCGAGAAUUUAGGAAUCAGCUUGGAUACUUCAAGGUGCUCAAACAUAAGUUCAUUGCUAGAUGGAUUUGGAGAAUAUGAUACCCGUUCCUUCUCCAUACUUGAGGAGGCUGCUUCACUGGGAGUGGUUUCACGUGUCUCGUUCAAGGAAAGUCCAAUUCUUGUCGAUGCAAGGAAAUUAGAGAUACAUACUGUUGAGGUGUAUCUCUUAACAAUUUUGAAAGGUUUGAAGCAUCGGCUGGCUGCUGGUGCAAGGUUACCCAACAUAACCAUAGUGUUACCUACAGAAAAAACACAGAUUCAAUCUAGCGAAGGAGAGAAAACAAUUAUCGUUGCUGGAAGGGUUGGUCAGGCAGUUGGUUCCUUGCUGAGGAGAUUGGGAGUUCGCUAUCAAGGAGACGAAUCAUAUGGGAAGAUGAGAAUCACUGGUCUUUCUCUAAGACGGUGGUUUAGGCCAAAGCUCACUGGCUCAACUUUGGCCAGAAGACCAGGAGAAAUGAUCCCAACACCAACUCGCCUUGCAAAAGGAAUAGCUGAUCAGCAGCGCAGCAUUCGCAACAGCAAUAAUCUGUCGUUCGAGUAGUAGUGUGUAUACGGUACCGCAUGCUGAUGGCCCUGUUCAUGUUGGAGUCGAGAAAGAACGACCGGCAGCAUGUUGGCCUGAGUUUUGGUCUGAUAAUGCAAGGUUUAUAUUUCCUUAAAUCAGGGGAUAGCAUUCUGUCUGGGAAAAAGAAAAAUUAAAGAGAGAGCUUUCUCCUUUGAGCCGUUGGAUGUGCAAGCAUUGAUUUAAUAAACGGGAGCUUGGCUUCUCUCUUGGCAUUGUUCAGGAUGGGAUUCCAACAAAUUCAGCUUCCACAUUGUCUCCAGAUUUGGCAGCUUCAGACCCCGACGCAAUCCAUAAAAUGUAAAUUCUCUGCAUGCUCAUUUGGUUGGGAUUGUAUGCUAUUAUUGCCAUGCCAUGUAUUAUUGUCGCUUAUUCUUACUUUCAUUCUAUGUUAGCUUUCUUACAUGCUGUCAAUUUCUGUUGAAUAUCUUCCCUGGUGUUA
This is a messenger RNA of Phoenix dactylifera (date palm), 3916 nucleotides long. The record is from RefSeq and is a predicted model, not a curated record. Lineage: Eukaryota; Viridiplantae; Streptophyta; Magnoliopsida; Arecales; Arecaceae.